CAGUGCCUUCAUGUCUCUGUGGGCCGUCACCUUCCUGGAGUUCUGGAAGAGAACCUGUUCAAGCCUGUCUCACCGCUGGGACUGCUCCGAAUUCCAGGACAUCGAGGAGCGACCUCGCCCGGAGUUCACGGCCAUGGCGCCGAUGACGAUCAGGAACCCGGUGACGGGAGCGGAGGAACCCUACUUUCCUGAAAAUAAACGAAUCAACCGAACGCUGACCGGCUUCAUGGCCAUCAUCAUCAUGGUUGCUGUUGUGCUGAUGUUCCUCAUGGCCAUCAUCCUGUAUCGCACCAUCCUGACCAUCGUUAUCGACAAGUCGGACACCGCUUUAACCGGCUUUGCCUCAAGGAUAGCCAGUAUCACAGGAUCUGUGUUGAACCUGUUGGUGAUCCUCAUGUUGUCCAAAGUUUACACCUCGCUGGCUCACAUCCUCACGCGCUGGGAGAUGCACCGGACUCAGUCUAAAUAUGAAGACAUGUUCAUCCUCAAAGUGUUCAUCUUCCAGUUCAUCAACUUCUACUCGUCUCCGGUUUACAUCGCCUUCUUCAAAGGCAGGUUUGUUGGUUAUCCUGGAAAAUACAACACUCUGCUAGGAAUUCGCAACGAAGAUUGUGGAGCCGGGGGAUGCCUCGUUGAAUUGGCUCAGGAGCUGCUGAUCAUCAUGGUGGGAAAACAGCUGAUCAACAACAUCCAGGAGUUCCUCUUACCGAAGCUGAAGUCGUGGUGGCAGAAGAGGAACAGAAGUCCUCGGCUGAAGGAGGAGAAGGGGGAGAAAGAGGAGAAAGGGAAGGGGGAUGAAGAGGAGGAAGGGAAGGAGGAGGUUUGUCCCUGGGAGGCAGAUUACCAGCUGCUGGUCUGCGAGGGACUCUUCAGCGAAUACCUGGAGAUGGUGAUCCAGUUUGGUUUCAUCACCAUCUUCGUGGCGGCGUUUCCUCUCGCCCCUUUCUUCGCUCUCAUCAAUAACUGGGUGGAGAUCCGCCUGGAUGCUCAGAAGUUUGUGACUGAAUAUCGCCGCCCGGUGGUGGAGCGAGUGCAGGACCUCGGCAUCUGGCUACCCAUCCUGCAGCUCAUCACACACGUGGCCGUUUUCAGCAACGCUUUCCUCAUCGCCUUCACCUCGUCCUUCCUGCCUCGCCUGUACUACCGCCACACCAGAGACAGCAAUCUCAAUGGCUUCAUCAACUUCACUCUGGCAACAUCACCAAGCAACAACACACGGUGCAGGUAUCUGGAUUUGAGGGACGAAGAAGGACACUACCUCCCUGAGUACUAUCACCUCCUCGCCAUACGACUCGCCUUCGUCAUCGUGUUUGAGCACGUGGUGUUCUUCAUCGGCCGAAUGAUCGACCUGAUGGUUCCCGAUGUCCCCGAGGAAGUGGAGAUGAAGAUCAAGAGAGAGCAUUACCUGGCUAAAGAAGCGCUGGCUGAGAACCAGGUUCAGAAAACCUGCUGCAGUCCAGCUGCAGCGACCGGGGGUUCGACUCCGGCCUGAGGGUCUUCCAAACUCACUCAUCCCCUUCAAAUCUGUCUGUCCUGUAUCCAAUGUUUUGCUCACUGCAUAAGAGAAUUAUUUGACCUCUAUUUUAUUGUCUUGUUUUUUGGAACGUAUUUGGUCCCAUUAGUCCAAUGCACAUAUCUUAUUAGAGAUAGAUCAUUUAUGUUCAGCGCUCCUUCAGAUUGGAAUACCUUACCACCAAACAUACGAUGCUUUCAUUCUUAUUUUGCUGUGAAUUGUACCUGCUUUUGAUAAAUCAGCACAUACAAACUCUUCAUGAACUCUCUGUGGACACACACUUGGACAAUGUGUGUGUUGUGAUUGUAGUAGUCUGUUGGUUGUAUUGUGACUUGAUUUGUUUGUUUUUUACUGUCUUGAUGUUACAAGCCCCUUGAAAACGAGAGGGUUCAUCUCAAGGGGUUGAUCCUAAAUAAAUACAUUUAAGUUCA
Messenger RNA from Trematomus bernacchii (emerald rockcod), 1944 nucleotides. Its product is annotated as anoctamin-7-like. Gene Ontology annotation, molecular function: chloride channel activity. Gene Ontology annotation, biological process: calcium activated phospholipid scrambling; chloride transmembrane transport. Gene Ontology annotation, cellular component: plasma membrane. The record is from RefSeq and is a predicted model, not a curated record. Lineage: Eukaryota; Metazoa; Chordata; Actinopteri; Perciformes; Nototheniidae.